UCUGACAUAAGACUUCCACUUUGAUUUGAUUCAAUGCAAGCGGGUAGCGGUUGCAAUGCAAUCUGUAUAAAUAUUGCUUGAAUUAUCAUACAAAAUACAUAAGCUUUACAUUGAUAAGGUCCCACAUUAAGCAGAAAGAUGACUUUCUUCGAAGACACUUUAAUAAUCCUGAUUUCCCAGACGGUGUUCUUCGUCGGCGGUUGGAUAUUCUUCGUGAAACAACUGUUUCGCGACUAUGAAGUUCAUCACACGCUGGUGCAGUUAAUUUUUUCAGUGACCUUCGCAUUAAGCUGCACUAUGUUUGAAUUGAUUAUAUUUGAGAUCAUAGGAUACUUGGACUCAAGUUCCCGCUACUUUCACUGGAACCUAGGACUGUACUCCUUACUGUUCAUGGUGAUUGCCCUGCUACCAUUUUACAUUGCGUACUUCUGUAUCAGCAACAUCAGAUUUGUGUCCCAGAACAUGAUAAGGCCACUAACAGUAUUUGUGUGGUUCAUAUAUCUCUAUUUCUUCUGGAAAAUAGGUGACCCAUUCCCUAUAUUGAGUCCAAAACAGGGUAUAUUUUCGAUAGAGCAAGGUGUGUCACGAAUAGGCGUCAUUGGAGUGACUGUGAUGGCUCUCCUCUCUGGGUUCGGUGCUGUUAACUAUCCAUACACCUCUAUGGCUAUAUUUAUAAGGCCUGUAACCCAAGCCGAUGUCCUAUCAAUAGAGAAGAAAUUACUUCAAACAAUGGACAUGAUAUUGGUGAAAAAGAAAAGGAUAGCACUAGCAGAAGCUAACAACGUUGGAGGGAGACAGCAAUACGGCUUGUUGGACCAAGCAAAUAAAAACAAGGGGUUUUGGACGAAUAUUUUGUCGAGUGUUGGCAACAUCGCCAACCCACUUAGUCAUAGCUCAGAGAACAUAACCCAACUCCGCCAAGAGAUCGCCGCGCUGGAAGAGCUAAGUCGGCAGUUGUUUCUAGAAGCCCACGAUGCUAGAACGGCGCGAGAGAAGGCCGACUGGUCCAAAACCUUCCAGGGGAAGUACUUUAACUGUCUCGGUUACUUCUUCUCGCUUUACUGCAUUUGGAAGAUAUUCAUUUCAACAAUAAACAUAGUGUUCGACCGCGUGGGCAAGAAAGACCCGGUGACCCGCGGGCUGGAGCUGGUCGUCCAUUGGCUCGGGCUCAGCAUCGACGUGGCCUUCUGGUCCCAGCACGUGUCCUUCAUCCUCGUCGGCUGUAUCGUGCUCACCAGCAUACGCGGCCUACUGCUCACUCUCACUAAGUUCUUCUACGCGAUAUCAUCAUCGAAGUCAUCCAAUAUCAUCGUGCUAAUACUAGCUCAGAUCAUGGGCAUGUACUUUUGUUCAUCAGUCCUACUAAUGCGAAUGAACAUGCCACCAGAAUACCGCAUCAUCAUCACCCAAGUGUUGGGUGACCUGCAGUUUAAUUUCUAUCAUAGAUGGUUUGACGUAAUAUUCUUAGUUAGCGCGCUUACGAGUAUAUUCACGUUGUAUUUAGCGCAUAAGCAGCCCUCGGUCAGCUAGCUUGGCUGGUAGGCUACCUAUGUUAUUUAUUUAUAAGUCGGCAGCAAAUGUUUAACUUAAGGUGACAGUCCAUUUCCAACGACAGCUGCACUACUGUUCAUUUUACUAUGGAAAUUGACAAUGACAGCGACGCGUUCAGUACCGGUAGUUAUACGCUUAGAAAUUUCAGGACAUGGGCUGUUAUCGUUAUGUGGGUAUUUUGACUGUAAGAGAAGUAAAUGAUACCGACACUGACUAUGUAGAUAGUUUGAGAAGCCACUGAACUGAAGUUUGGUUAAUAAUUUAAGUUUCUUGUACAUAUACAAUAGAAAAUCGGCUAAAAAUCAAUUUAUACUGUUAGUUACUCGUACUUUGCAUAAUAUUACCAGGUUAAGGAAUAUAUUUCCCACAUACGGCACUUCAAACUGUGUUCUAUUUUCGAUCAGUAAGACUGACAUUUGAUUAAGCUUCGAAUAAAUUUAAAAAUGGAAAAAAGUACUGUCUUGGGUGAGACUUGAACUCACGGCCUCUGAAUCGAUACUCCAGCGCUCUGCCAUCUGAGCUACCAAGACCUCAUCCCUAGCCAGCAAAUCUUUCCACCAUAUUAUAGGUCAAGGGGACCCUUAGCGACAUCUACCACUUUCCACUUUUAAAUUUAUUCGAAGCUUAAUAGCAUCGUUCGCAGACGUUUCUGCUUGUUAAAAAUUAAAAUUGACAUUCGAUUGUCAGUUUUAAACUGUCAGCCUGGUAAAGGGUUAAAUUCACUUCUCAGAGCAAAAGCAACCAUAUAGGUACCUAAUAAAGUAGCAAAUAAGAUUGCUUGAUUGUUGUUAAGCAAAUUUUUCUUAGUGAUCGCAUAAAAUCAGAGAUUACCGCAUUAUGUUCAGACAAGUGCUGGGUAACUUGCAAUUUAACUUUUAUUACCGUUGAUGUUCCUACCCCCGUAUUCAUAAACGUUUACUAAAGUUGACAAGCCGAUAAUAAUCGUUUGUCCCUUUCCGACGUAUUGGUAUGAUGGAUAAGGACAAGCGAUUAUUAUCAGUUUGUCAACUUCAGUAAACGUUUAUGAAUAAGGGGGCUAGUCAACACAUUUACGAACGCUACAAUUGAGCACUUUCAUUUGAUUUUAUAAAAGUAAGGGCCAGUUGCACCAACCACAUUUGACAGACUGAUCAACGUCAGCCGGCGCACCCCGGCGCUUUACUAUUAAACUUUCCAUACGUAAAAAUUUAGCGAACUCUUUAA
Messenger RNA from Cydia fagiglandana, 2754 nucleotides. It is a transcript of the gene GPHR, whose product is annotated as Golgi pH regulator. Gene Ontology annotation, biological process: intracellular pH reduction. Lineage: Eukaryota; Metazoa; Arthropoda; Insecta; Lepidoptera; Tortricidae. The record is from RefSeq and is a predicted model, not a curated record. Gene Ontology annotation, cellular component: Golgi cisterna membrane. The transcript is spliced from 9 exons. Bases 139 to 1530 code for a protein of 463 amino acids. Gene Ontology annotation, molecular function: voltage-gated monoatomic anion channel activity.